Eimeria acervulina is the source of this 1602-nucleotide messenger RNA. RefSeq lists its product as hypothetical. The coding region runs from base 1 to 1602 and encodes 533 amino acids. The record is from RefSeq and is a predicted model, not a curated record. The transcript has a single exon. NCBI's taxonomy places the organism in Eukaryota, Apicomplexa, Conoidasida, Eucoccidiorida, Eimeriidae.
AUGCAAGCGCCGAAGCCGUUCGAUGUAGGCGCAGGGCAGCUCAUGCACCUCCCUCACGAAGAUGCUGCUGGAGAUGUUGCUCCUACUUCGUGCGUAUGGGUGUAUGAGGAGUUGCAGAAGCUGCAGGAGAAGAUGUGCCAGAUGCGGCGACAGCUGGACCCGCUGGAGCAGAAGGUGCAGAGUAGGCUGUGGAACCGCCAAUAUCAUCUGGCCCCCCACAACGACGUGAACCAGCACCAGCGACGCAGCCAUUGGCAGCCCCACAAUUGGCAACAGGGGAAUGAUCAUAUGCAGCAGCCAAGGCACCAGCACCGGUUGCAACAGCAAAUGCACCAGCAGGCAAGGGCACGUGAGGAGCAACAAGUGACGCUAGAGGAAAAGAGUGGACAGCAACACGAUCCAACCAGGGGGCAGCGGAAACGAAAGCGGGAACAGCAGGAGGGUGCGGAGCUUCUGGGGGAGCCACAGAGCCAGCGUUUGAAACCUGCUGAAUCGGUCUCGGCGCCUAUGGUAGAAGAUGCGUGGCUCACCCACGGCCCUCCAAGGCUUCAGACACCUCAGCCCAGCACCUCUCAACAGGCGUUACAGUCUACUGCUGCUGCUGUACCAGCAGGUCCCUCGACGCCCGAGGACAUCGGGAUCCAGGCGAUUCCGGGAUUUUCACAACCUCAUCAUCCCCCAUCUCAUUCAGCUGCUGUUGCAUCGGCUUCAGGUUAUGACGCUGAUGCACCUGGUACCUCAGAGGAUGGAGGGCCAGCAGCCGCACUUUAUAGGCGUAAUGCGGACCCUGGUUCAUCGGUGUUUGCGGGGGCAAGGCGCGCCGAGGAGAUGCCGCUUCUUACCGCUUUAGUGACUAGUAACAGCGCAAGUGUAGAAGCAAUUUCAGCAGGAGCAGGUUCUAUUGUUGUUGCCUCUGCUUCGACAUCGACAGUCACAGAACUGAUGGAGAAGGCAGACUCUCCACCUCCUCCACGGAAAGAACACCCUUUUGUGCAUCUGCCGACGCUAGAAGUUACAGUGCCUCCUGUGUUUUGCUCGGUUGACGUUAAGCGCGCCGUGUCCACUUAUUGCGGCAAGCGGAACCCUGUGCCGCUUCUCCGGAAGGCCCGUCGGCUUCUUGUGCAGCCAUGUUUGGGGCUUGCACAGAUAAUGGAGUUGGUGGGAACAGUAGAAGACCUGAUCACGCACGCAGUCUCCUAUGCUCAUCACCGUUGCGACGUCACAAAAAUGAUAGCAAGCCGUGCAGCUGAGCGGCUGGCGUUCCGUUUCCUCAUCCUGGAAACGGUGGUUUCCACCCUCAUUGUGCUGCAUCAGACACCAGACCCUUCCGCUUGGAAGCAACUCACCGAUGCCAUUAGCCACGCUGUACCCACCCCGACCCCACGAGCAUACUUCGCAGGACGCAACCGCUUCUUUACUACUUUGGCCGCGGACCUCAGCAGUGCGAUACAAAUACUCAAGACAGGAAGGAGACCAGAUCCUGAAGAUCUUCUGGAUAUCAAGCUGAAGCUCUUCUGUCACAAAUACUCUCCUCCGCGUUUGAAGGAAGGGGAUUUCGACGAAUGGAGGGCAGAUAACGAAAGUUUCACCGCGCAUGCCUAG